Messenger RNA from Endocarpon pusillum Z07020, 4287 nucleotides. RefSeq lists its product as uncharacterized. Gene Ontology annotation, cellular component: plasma membrane; cytoplasm. Gene Ontology annotation, molecular function: protein binding; calcium ion binding. Gene Ontology annotation, biological process: endocytosis; endosomal transport. The transcript has 4 exons. Bases 1 to 4287 code for a protein of 1428 amino acids. NCBI's taxonomy places the organism in Eukaryota, Fungi, Ascomycota, Eurotiomycetes, Verrucariales, Verrucariaceae. The record is from RefSeq and is a predicted model, not a curated record.
AUGGCAGACAGCUUGGAUGGUGGUGCAGGUCAUCUUAAGCUCAACCUGACCCCAGAGGAGAAGAGAGUCUAUGGUCAGCUCUUCCGUGCUGCUGACCCAGAUGGCUUCGGAGCCGUCUCUGGCGACGUCGCGGUCACAUUCUUUGACAGGACGAAGCUCUCAUCGGAGGUCCUAGGCCAAAUCUGGCAACUCGCAGACACCGAGAAUCGUGGGCUUCUCACGCCGUCGGGUUUCAGUGUCGUGCUACGGUUGAUUGGCCACGCGCAGGCAGGCAAGGUGCCCACGGCAGACUUGGCUUCCCAACCUGGGCCAUUGCCGCGGUUUGACGGAAUCUCACAACCCGCCCCCAGCAUAGCUCCUCAGACUACAGGGCCGCCUAUUAGCCCCACACAAUCUGCCCUACCUCCCAUACGAGUACCGACGCUGCCGCCCGAGAAGGUCCACGAAUACUCGUCUUUGUUUGAGAAGUCGGGAGCUGAAAAUGGUAUGCUCUCCGGGAUCAUUGCAAAACAGAUAUUCGAACGAGCUAGAUUACCCAACGAGGUUCUGGGUCGCAUUUGGAAUCUAGCAGACACCCAAGGCAGAGGUGCGUUGGACACGACCGAAUUCGCUAUAGCCAUGCAUUUACUGGCUUCAUAUAAGAGUGGUACAAUGAGAGGGGUUCCUCAGAGCCUUCCUCCUGGGUUAUAUGAGGCAGCAGCGAAACGAGUACCUACCCGUACCUCAACAGGAUCUUUUGCAGGCGCUGGCAGUCCUUCCACGCCUUUGGUACCUUCACAAUUUACAGGCAUAAGUGCGGGGCGGCCUCAAAGCCCAAUUGCGAGACAGCAGAUGGGCACACCCCUCUCCGCGCAAUCGACUGGGGAUGGUUGGGCUAUCAGUCCUGCAGACAAAGCAAGAUUUGAUCAAAUCUUCUCGGGAUUAGACAAGUCGAAUCGUGGUUAUAUUACAGGUGAUCAAGCGGUGGAUUUUUUCGGCAACGCGCGAUUACCGGAGGAGAGUCUAGCUCAAAUAUGGGAUCUCGCGGAUAUCAAUUCCGAAGGUCGGCUGAACAGAGACGAAUUUGCUGUCGCGAUGUAUCUCAUAAGACAACAGAGGGGGACGAAAGAAGGACGGGGAAAUCUACCUGCUACUCUUCCACCAGCGUUAGUGCCUCCGAUGAUGCGCAAACAACAAGCUCCGCCUUCCCAGCCGACCGCGCCAGCCUUCGAAAAUGCACCUGUAACCAAACCCAGAUCUGCAGCAGAUGACUUGUUCGGACUCGACGCUUUCUCUUCUGCACCUACACAGGCUCCUCAAUCGACAGGUGGCUCCACCGCAGGCGGGCCCUUUCAGAAUCCUAAGUCUCCACCACCACCUACAAGCUCCUCUUCAAGUCCUUCUACGAACUUCAAGCCAUUCGUUCCAUCUUCUUCAUUUGGUCAAAGUAUAGCUCCACAGCAGACUGGCAUUCCUACGGCAGCUCGUGCACGUGCUCUUCAACCUUCCGCUUCGGAUGACUUGCUUGGCGAUGCAGAUCCAGAAGUCAGCCAAAAGCUGACUUCGGAAACCAGCGAGCUCGCUAACCUCUCCAACCAGGUCGGCAAUCUUUCAACGCAGAUGCAAGGGCUUCAAGGUACUAGGGCGUCUACUGAGCAGGAGUUGUCUCAAGGGGCUCAGCAGAAGAGAGAGUUUGAGGCAAGACUCUCUCAAUUGCGGACAUUGUACGAAAAAGAAGUCAAAGAUGUCAAGGCGUUGCAGGAGCAAUUGUCAGCUCAGCGAGGCGAGACCAAAAGAAUGCAACAAGAUAUUGCAAUGCUUGACGGAGGUUUGCAGGAUCUGCAGAGCCAGCAUCAACAACUUUCGACGGCCCUAGAAGCAGAAUUGCGCGAAAAGGCUACCUUAAAUGAGAAAAUCAAGGCCACAAAUAAUGAGGUGAACGACUUGAAGCUCCGAGUGGAAAAGAUGAAAUCCGAAGCGCGUCAACAGAAAGGGUUGGUAGCUAUCGGUAAGAAGCAGCUUGCGACGCUCGAUGCAGAAAGGGAUCGACUCCAGGAGGAACUCGAUGCAGCUAAGGUCGAUCGUGACGCGGCAAAAAGGGAGGCGGAUGAGCGGGCACGUAGUGCACCUCCAACGUCAUCUGUUGCGAGCCCAGCGAAUAUAGCAAGUCCGGCAGCCUCCACCACGAGCGCCACCAAUCCCUUCUUCCGACGUGGGACUGGUACUUCCGAGGUCCCUUUCUCCCCACCCAUCCCUAGUCGCCAGCAAACGUUGGAACGCGACAAUGCAUUUGACUCUAUGUUUGGACCUUCUUUUGCAGCUCCAGCCGCUUCAACUCCACCUCCACCUGUCACCUCCUUUGAGAAUGAGCCAUCUAAGUCUGAACAACGAGCAGGGACAGAGAUCUCACCAUCCACUUCGCCGUUCGUAUUUUCACCUAGUGAGCCUGUACCGGGUAGCGAGCCACCAGCUCCUCCACCGUCAAGCCAGAUCACAAGCGCCGCAUUGCCCCUUCGUGAACCGUUAAACCGCGGGGACUCGAUCAGCUCUUCUGUCAAGGUAGCAGUACCCGCUAGUCGUUUAAGCCCUGCAGACACUCCAAGAGCGGCCACGCCGUCUGCUUCAGCCUCAAGCAUAUACAGCCAGAAUGGUGACUUGCCUACUCCCGGUGACAAAGAAUUCCCCACAGCGGAAGCUGAGAGAUCACAACCCUUUCCUCCUAUCGAACGAGGAACGCCAGAUAUUCGUGGGACUGAAGUCCCAACCAUCAGCGAACCCUCCAGUGAGAAAGGUCCUUCUCAAGACAUCCCUGGUGCUUUUCCGCAAUUCGAAACUCCAAGAUCUGAAAAUCCCCCAACAGUCGGCGCAGAUGCGGCCGGAGCUGCCGCCGUAAAAGCAUUCGAUGAGCAUGAAGAUAGGCAGGAGCCUGCGGGUAAAUCUGGUGAUCUUGACACAGACUUCGAUCAAUAUUUCGGAGGGCCUGCCCACUCACGAUCGCCUUCUCAAAAGGCAGCGGAUUUUGACUCGGCUUUCGACUCGGCUUUCGCGAACUUCAAGGCACCAAAUACUAACGGCACAGCAAGUACCACGAAGAAUGAAUUUCCGCCAAUCCGAGAACUGGAUGACAAUGAAACCGACGACAGCAGUGAAGCUCCUACAGGUUUCGAGGAUGAUUUCACGCCAGCAUCGCCUCCGAAGGCGCCCAAGGAGAAGGCAGCCGAGCAGGGUAAACCAGAAAUUGCAUCUGCUGUGCCAGAAUCACUGCGAGCGAGGCCUCCAUUCAACACUCUACCUUCUACAAACAGCUCUUUGCCAGAAAUAGACGCGCAAACUUCACCACCAACGUAUGGCGAGAGCGUGCCUCAUGACAAUCCUGAUCAAUUUCCUCCCGAAUUCAAGGGCCUCCUACCUCACAGAGGUGAUCCAACCUCUCCCGUAAACGAACCACCUCAUUCUUUGGAUCACGAUUUGGGUGGACCUGCUAACCGUAGUCUAUCACAACCAUAUGCACCUGAGGCUGCGAAGUCACCACCGUCCGCUGUAACGACGGGAGCAUUGUCAGCAGCCGCGCCGACCCAGCAAGGAAAGGUCACGGAGGAUGACUUUGAUGCUGCUUUUGCCGACAUGACUCCAGCUCCAGUGGUAGACGACGACGACGACGACCUCGGCACGGCUUUUGCCAACAAUCAUACCGCUAUAGAAUUUGAUCCAACUUUUGAUUCACCAGCACUAUCAAAGUCAACAACGACGAGAAUACCAGCUCCUAUGGCUUCUUCGCACUUUUCGACCACAGCGGAACCAAACGCCACGAAAGACAUCGGAGCAACAACCGAAUUCUACAAUUUCCCAUCCAACAACAACUACUCACAGCCAUCAGUAGCGCCAGGGCACCCAGCGCCAACUUCAACCACCUUUAAAGACAGCGAUUGGGAUGAUAUGUUCGCCUCGCUAGGCAAUCGCUCUACCCCAUCCACGACCGCUCCCAACAGCACCAACUUCGCUCCUGUAGCGACGGAAACAUUCUCGCCACCGCCCGGCCCACCUCCGAACAUGGCUGGCUCUUCGACGGUGACACCAGCAGUGGGAAAUGAGACAUCCUUCCCAUCUUCCACCAUAUUCAAAACGGAGGACACGAAGCCCGAAAGACCUGUCCCAGGCCGAGCACUGACCAUGGGUUCGGAACACGAUGAUCCGAUCCUGAAGCGGCUGACGGCUUUGGGAUGGAGUAGGGAGGAAAGCCUAAAUGCGUUAGAGAGAUUUGAUUAUAAUAUCGAUAAGGUGAGUUUGAGUUUCUUCUACCUCGACUAG